CGUUCCCGCCAGUUUCACGGCGAGAUUCUGUACGCACAGACGCGUCGCUUCUAUCAACGUUCGGAAAUGGACUAUGAAUACGAAACUUUAACGUACGAAAUUGUUUAGUGCGCUGUGUUUUGAUAUCAACUCCGCUUGUGAACUUAAUUGGGAAGUUUCCAAACGAAAAAGAAUCCGUUUUUUGGUGUUUUGUGACAACUUUUUCAGUCUGCAGGGGUCUCUUUCAGAAUAAUGCAACAAGAAAUUGUAGAGAUGGCUCUACUAAUCUUCAUCCGGUAGAAGAAGUGAUGCCAGCGCGUCCCCCCGGCCCCGCCCUCCGCCAUGGGCACCUGAUCACAGCCGGCGCGCGACCCCCCUCACCCAGGCGAUGUUGAAUUACACCUUCUACGAAGAAACGUUUACAUCUUCUAUCUCAACUCUCAAGGAACUCUCGUGUCGGCUAGUCAAGGGCUAUGCAGACUGCGGCGACGCUAUUGCCGGACUCGAUUGUAGGAUCGAUAAUGGCACCGACGACAAUCGAUUCUUCAGCUGCGAACUCAACAUCGACAUCCAGAACGAGACGUCGUACUCGUGCAACUCGUGCAACGAGUCGGCGCCGCUGGCAGCUGACGGCAACUACACUCUGUGCAGCGCUGGCUUCAAGCUGAACAUGCUCACCGUCAUCUUCGAAAACGCCCUCAAGUCCUUGUGGGUGCGCCUACCGAAUUUUCUAGAAUGUGAUUUUAGUGUAAGCAAUAUUGUACAGUGUUUCUCAGAUAAUUAUUACAUAGUGAAUCAAACGUUGCAUUUCGAUGAUAAUUUAACGUUUCCAAGUGAUAAUAAUAGUGUUUACGAGAAUUUUCAGUGCUCGUGGAACGGUAGUGAUGAGUUAGCGGAUUUGACUUCCCCUAAAGCUGAAUACGAUUGGAUCUUUCUCUUUGUGAUAUUAUUUAUAGUGGCCGGUGGCGUGGGUAAUAUACUAGUGUGUCUCGCGGUGUGUUUAGAUAAGAGACUGCAGAAUGUGACGAACUACUUCUUGCUGUCGCUGGCGAUAGCCGACCUGCUGGUCAGCUUGUUUGUGAUGCCGAUGGGAGCUAUUCCGGGAUUUCUAGGGUACUGGCCGCUGGGCGUGGCGUGGUGCAACGUGUACGUGACGUGCGACGUGCUGGCCUGCUCCGCCAGCAUCAUGCACAUGUGCUUCAUCAGUAUCGGCAGGUACCUCGGCAUCCGGAACCCGCUGAAGAGCCGGCACCACUCCACGAAGCGCGUGGUGGUCAUCAAGAUCGCGCUCGUGUGGCUGCUCAGCAUGGUUGUCUCCAGUUCCAUCACCGUUUUAGGAAUGAUAAACCGGCACAACAUAAUGCCGACGCCGGACCUGUGCGUGAUCAACAACCGGCUGUUCUGGAUCUUCGGCUCGCUGGUGGCGUUCUACGUGCCGAUGCUGAUGAUGGUGGUGGCGUUCGCGCUGACGGUACAGCUGCUGAAGCGCCAGGCCAUCCUCGCCGCCACGCCCGUGCCCGGCGGCAUGCAGCGACGGCUAUGCGGCUACGACAGCGGGCCGGGGCAGGGCAUGCGGCGCGGGGGGGCCCGCAGCUCGCCCGACCUGUCGCCCAGCCGCUCCAGCAGCAGACAGAUGACGUGGCGGGUCACCACCACCAGAGCGCAACGCAACAAGAUCAGCAUCAGCUCCUCGCACCCCGCGCUGAGCUACAUGAACGGGGGCUCGAACCCGGGACCUCGACGCGGGAGGGACGUGGCCACGCAGACGCCGCCCAGCAUCGUGGCCGAGACGCGCCGCGCCCGCCUGCGCCCGCUCAAGCUGGCUAUUGUCGCGCCCAACGCCUUGAGCCUAAGGUUCCUGGCCAAGAAGAAGGACCGCUCGCUGUCCGCCAACGCGGUGGCCAACGAGCAGAAGGCCACGAAGGUGCUGGGGCUGGUGUUCUUCACGUUCGUGCUGUGCUGGGCGCCCUUCUUCCUGCUCAACAUCCUGUUCGCCGCGUGCCCCGCCUGCGUCGUGCCUGAACACGUGGUGGACAUCUGCCUGUGGCUGGGCUACGUGUCGUCCACCAUCAACCCCGUCAUCUACACGGUGUUCAACCGCACCUUCCGCGCCGCCUUCCUGCGCCUGCUGCGCUGCCACUGCUCCAGACGCGGUCGCUGCACGCGCUACCGCUCGGCGGGGUCGACCCGCGGCGCGUCGCAGCUGUGCGCGCGCUCCGCCCUGCCGCUGGCCAUCUCGCUGCGCGGCGUCGCGGCGCCCGCGCAGCCCGACACCGCCGAGACCUGUGUGGACCCGCCCGACGCUAAUGAUCGAUAUUGAUGGAUGAUUAGCAAGGUUUUAUAGCCACUCUGCGGGUUUAGCAAUUUAUGAAAACGAAAAAAGUUUUGGUUUUCUUCUGUCACCUGCAUACAUUAUCUGUCAAAAGUUUCAUGAUAGUUUCCGCUAGAAGCGCCACUUUGUAUGUGAGAAAACUGAAACAAUUAUAGUUUCCGACGAACUGUCAAACCUGUACGUACUAGACGUACAGUCGCAGUGUGACUGUAAAACAACCUUACAUGUUUUAAUUUGAGAGUGGGCGGCAGAUGACAUGAGAUUAUAGCAGAAGACUUGUCGUAAGUCGCAUCAUUACUAUACUAUAUAUUAUCUUGGGAAUUCAUUUGAAUCAGCAUCAUCAGAUCAUUAGGUAUCGACUAGGUCUAGGUCGUUAAAAUGCCUGCCAAUCUAUGAGUUGUACAAAAAUCAGUCUAAAGACAGAUGACUAAAAUUAUAAGUUUAACCUGCUUGUGUAGAUAUUUUAGUAUUAAUUUAUUGCGAUUAACAAUCAAACCAGUCUUUUAAGUUACAAAAAUUGUCACAAGCUAGUUAUUAUUCUGUGUCACAAGAAAACAUACCAGCGAAAAUAUUUUUUUCGGUUACACCUAAUUCCAGCUCAUGAGAAAUUAGUAACUGUAUCAAAAGGGUCAAGGAGAUUAACGUGGGAGUAAAUCCGUAUUAUUCAGUUUGAAAGCUACUUAUUGCAUGUUAUGUACCUACUACCAUGUCGGGACAUGAAUGGCGAUAUGCCAAUUUUCUACUUUAAAACUUUGUCUGGCUGUGGCCAGAAAACCUGAAAAUUUGUUUCACCGUCGAUAAAUUGUUAUCGUUCCCUUCAAUAAUUUUACUCGUAAGUACUAAUAGUUAUUAAUGUACUUAAUUUAUUUUAAAUAUCUACAAAGAUUUAAGAAAAAGGCAACUCAUUAAGAUUAUGUAAAUCAUUUCAAUAUUUAUUAAUAAGUAAUGUUUAUGUACCUACUAAUAAAAUUUUCCAUCAAAACUAAAAACUGUUUAAGAAAUUAUGUUUCAUUUGUAACUUUUGUAAUGUAAAGUACCUACCUAGAUUGUUAAAUGAAAAAGCAAUGUUAAAUGUAAGAUUAUAGUAUUAUGUAAAUCUAUAUGUUUAGACACCAAGUAUUAAACUAGAAUAAACGUUAUUUUCAAGUACCAAAAUAAUUUGUCUUUUUAACCCCCUUGAU
Molecule: messenger RNA, 3492 nt
Organism: Plutella xylostella (diamondback moth)
Lineage: Eukaryota; Metazoa; Arthropoda; Insecta; Lepidoptera; Plutellidae
Gene: 5-HT2A
Product: 5-hydroxytryptamine receptor 2A
Biological process (GO): G protein-coupled receptor signaling pathway, coupled to cyclic nucleotide second messenger; chemical synaptic transmission; serotonin receptor signaling pathway
Cellular component (GO): dendrite; plasma membrane
Molecular function (GO): serotonin binding; G protein-coupled serotonin receptor activity; neurotransmitter receptor activity
Source: RefSeq, a predicted model, not a curated record